Molecule: messenger RNA, 6054 nt
Organism: Neoarius graeffei (lesser salmon catfish)
Lineage: Eukaryota; Metazoa; Chordata; Actinopteri; Siluriformes; Ariidae
Product: protein NLRC5-like
Molecular function (GO): protein binding
Source: RefSeq, a predicted model, not a curated record
CAGGUGAAAGUCAGCAGGAGUUUUUUUUUUGUGAACAGAAAAACAUGUGGCUCUUGAGGAAGAAAAAAAAAAUCAUCAGAUGAAACGAAGGAAAGGCCUGUCUCACCUGGACCCAGCUGUGUGUCCUUUCAGAGUGACCGCUCAAUGAGACAGCCUCUCCAGUUUACAGAUGGAGCAUCCUCUGUGGAAAGAACCGCAAAACAGGAACCAGAAAACAGCUGCAGAAAUUGGAUGGAGUCCGUAUUCCAGCUGGAGCACAAAGUUAUCACAUUGGUGAAGAAUGAACUGAACAAUUUAAAGAAGCUACUGAGUGCUGAUUACCCAGAAUGCUCUGAGAAGGAGGAGAAAGCGGAGGAGGAGGAUCUGGACCGUAUUAGAGAGAGUGUGCUGAAGAUCACACUGCGUAUCCUGAAGAACCUGAAGCAGAAAGAUCUCGCUCACCAACUGCAGAUCAAGCUGGCCUCUGUAUAUCAGCGAAAACUCAAAUCCAGACUUGGAGAUAAAUUUAAAAGGAUAAAUGAAGGAAUCUCCCAGCAUGGGACAUCAGUACUUCUGAAUCAGAUCUACACAGAGCUCUACAUCACAGAGGGCUGGAGUGAAGACAUCAGUAAUGAACAUGAGGUGAGACAGAUUGAGACAGUGUCCAGGAGACCAGUAACAGAGGAGAAACCCAUCAAAUGUAAUGAUCUCUUUAAAGACACGUCCAUCAGAAGUGUGCUGACUAAAGGAAUUGCUGGAAUUGGAAAAACUGUCUCUGUGCAGAAGUUCAUUCUGGACUGGACUGAAGGGAAAGUGAAUCAGGACGUCACCUUUAUGUUUCCACUUCCCUUUAGAGAGCUGAAUCUGAUGAAGCAGCAAAACCUCAGUCUGAUGAAUCUUCUUCAUCAGUUUUUCCCUGAUAUUAAGGGCCUAGAAGUAAUAGACAGUGAUACCUACAAAAUCUUGUUGAUCUUCGAUGGUCUGGAUGAGUGUCGACUUCCUCUAGAUUUCCAGAACAAUGAGAGAUUGUGUGAUGUGACCGAGUCGGCCUCAGUGGAUGUGCUGCUGACAAACCUCAUCAAGGGGAACCUGCUUCCUUCUGCUCUCCUCUGGAUAACCACUCGACCAGCAGCAGCCAAUCAGAUCCCUCCUGAGAGUGUAGACCAGGCAACAGAGGUACGGGGGUUCAGUGAUCCUCAGAAAGAGGAGUACUUCAGGAAGAAGAUCAGUGAUCAGAGCCUGGCCAAUAAAAUCAUCACACACAUGAAGUCUUCAAGAAGCCUCGACAUCAUGUGCCACAUCCCAGUCUUCUGCUGGAUCUCAGCCACUGUUCUCGAAAGGAUGUUGGGUGAAGCAGAGAGUGGAGAGAUCCCCAAGACUCUGACUCAAAUGUUCACACACUUCCUGAUCUUUCAGAUCAAACACAAGGGACAAAAGUACCAUGGAACAUAUGACCCUGAUCCUCAGCAGACCAGAGAGAGUAUCCUGGCACUGGGAAAACUGGCUUUCCAACAGCUGGAGAAAGGAAACCUGAUCUUCUAUGAGGAAGACCUGAGAGAGUGUGGCAUUGGUGUUCGAGAAGUGGCAGUGUACUCAGGGGUGUGUACUCAGAUCUUCAGAAAAGAAUCGGGACUCCACCUGGGGAAUAUGUUCAGCUUUGUGCAUCUGAGCAUUCAGGAGUUUUUGGCUGCGUUGUAUGCAUUUCUCUGCUUUCUUGACAAAAACUCAACAAAAGAACAAACUACUGAUCUGUCUGGUCUUUUCAACACAUCAGAAAUGUCUGACUUCCUCAAAGGUGCAGUGGACCAGGCCUUACAGAGUGACACUGGACACUUGGAUCUUUUCCUCCGCUUCCUUCUGGGCCUCUCGGUGGAGUCCAAUCAGAAGCUCAUUCGAGAUCUGCUGCCACACACAGGAAGCAGCUCUGACUGCCAGAAGGACAUCGUUGAGUACAUCAAGUUCAAGUUUGAACAAAAUCCAUCUCCAGAGAGAUUAAUAAACCUUUUCUACUGUCUGAAUGAGUUAAAUGAUGAUUCACUCGUGAAAGAGAUCCAAAGUUACAUGAGCUCAGGACGUCUCUCUGAAGCUGAACUCUCACCUGCUCAGUGGUCUGCUCUGGUCUUUGUGUUGCUGACAUCAGAUGAGGAUCUGGAAGUGUUUCAGCUACAGAAGUUCAUAAAGUCAGAUGAAUGCUUUAAGAGGCUGCUACCAGUCGUCCAGCAAGCCACAACAGUUCUGCUCAGUGAUUGUAACCUGACAGAGAGAAGCUGCUCAGCUUUACACACAGUUCUCAGCUCUGAAUCCUCCAAACUGACUGAGGUUGAUCUGAGCAGUAACCAUCUGGAGGACUCAGGAGUGAAGCAGCUUUGUGUUGGACUGGAGAGUCCAAACUGUAAACUGGAGAAACUGAGGCUGAAUAAAAGUAAUCUGACUGUGGAGAGCUGUUCAGCUUUAGCCAGCGUUCUCAAAUUAAAGUCCUGCAGUGUGAGAGAGCUGGACCUGAGCAACAACAGUCUGCAGGAUCCAGGAGUCACUCAGCUUUCUGCUGGACUGAAGAAUCCACAGUCUCCACUCAGAACACUGAGACUGUGUAACUGCAGUGUAGCAGCUGAAGGCUGUGCUGCUUUGGCUGCAGCUCUGGAAGAAAAUCCCUCACAGCUCAGAGAGCUGGAUCUGAGCGGGAAUAAAGCAGGAGACUCAGGAAUAAAGCACAUCUCGAACCUCCUACAGAAUUCACACUGCCUCCUGGAAACACUCAAUCUGCGCAGUUGCAACUAUACAGAAGAGGCCUGUACUUGGCUAAAUUCAGUUUUAGAUGAAAACCCUUUACUCCUAAAAGAGCUGGAUCUGAGCAUGAAGGAACCAGGAGACUCAGGGGUGAAGAAGCUCUCAGCUCUACUGGAAGAUUCUCACUGUAAACUUCAGACAAUUCGGCUGAAUAAAAGUAAUCUGACUGUGGAGAGCUGUUCAGCUUUAGCCAGUGUUCUCAAAUUAAAGUCCUGCAGUGUGAGAGCGCUGGACCUGAGCAACAACAGUCUGCAGGAUCCAGGAGUCACUCAGCUUUCUGCUGGACUGAAACACAGUCACUGUAAACUGGAGAUUCUGAGGUUUAAUGCAUGUGUUAUAACUGAUGGAAGCGGUUCGGCUCUCGCUGAAGUUUUGAGCUCUGAAUAUUCCCAGCUGAGAGAGCUGGACCUGAGCAACAACAGUCUGCAGGAUCCAGGAGUUACUCAGCUUUCUGCUGGACUGAAGAAUCCACAGUCUCCACUCAGAACACUGAGACUGUGUAACUGCAGUGUAGCAGCUGAAGGCUGUGCUGCUUUGGCUGCAGCUCUGGAAGAAAAUCCCUCACAGCUCAGAGAGCUGGAUCUGAGCGGGAAUAAAGCACGAGACAGGAAUAAAGCACGAGACUCAGGAAUAAAGCACAUCUCGAACCUCCUACAGAAUUCACACUGCCUCCUGGAAACACUCAAGUUGUGUAAGUGCCGUCUCUCUGAGGAAGAUUGUGGUGCUGUUGUAUCGGCUCUGAGAACAAACCCCUCACACCUCAAGGAGCUGGACCUGAGUGAGAACACAAUUGGAGACUCAGGAGUGAAGGAGCUCUCUGAUCUACUGCACAACUCAAACUGCACUCUGGAGAAACUGAAGUUGUUCAGCUGUAAUCUGACUGUGGAGAGCUGUUCAGCUUUAGCCAGUGUUCUCAAAUUAAAGUCCUGCAGUGUGAGAGAGCUGGACCUGAGCAACAACAAUCUGCAGGAUCCAGGAGUCACUCAGCUUUCUGCUGGACUGAAACACCGCCACUGUAAACUGGAGAUUCUGAGGUUUAAUGCAUGUGCUCUAACUGAUGGAAGAGGUUCAGCUCUCGCUGAAGUUUUGAGCUCUGAAUAUUCCCAGCUGAGAGAGCUGGACCUGAGCAACAACAGUCUGCAGGAUCCAGGAGUCACUCAGCUUUCUGCUGGACUGAAGAAUCCACAGUCUCCACUCAGAACACUGAGACUGUGUAACUGCAGUGUAGCAGCUGAAGGCUGUGCUGCUUUGGCUGCAGCUCUGGAAGAAAAUCCCUCACAGCUCAGAGAGCUGGAUCUGAGCGGGAAUAAAGCAGGAGACUCAGGAAUAAAGCAGAUCUCGAACCUCCUACAGAAUUCACACUGCCUCCUGGAAACACUCAAGUUGUGUAAGUGCCGUCUCUCUGAGGAAGAUUGUGGUGCUGUUGUAUCGGCUCUGAGAACAAACCCCUCACACCUCAAGGAGCUGGACCUGAGUGAGAACACGAUUGGAGACUCAGGAGUGAAGGAGCUCUCUGAUCUACUGCACAACUCAAACUGCACUCUGGAGAAACUGAAGCUCAGUGAUUGUAACCUGACAGAGAGAAGCUGCUCAGCUUUACACACAGUUCUCAGCUCUGAAUCCUCCAAACUGACUGAGGUGGAUCUGAGCAGUAACCAUCUGGAGGACUCAGGAGUGAAGCAGCUUUGUGUUGGACUGGAGAGUCCAAACUGUAAACUGGAGAAACUGAGGCUAAGGAAGAGUGGUGUUACAGAAGAAGGCUGUUCUGCUUUGACUUCAUCUUUUCUAUUCAAUCCUGCACACAUAAAAGAGUUGGAUCUGAGUGAGAAUAAAGAACCAGGAGACUCAGGGGUGAAGAAGCUCUCAGCUCUACUGGAAGACUCUCACUGUAAAUUUCAGAAAAUUCGGCUGAAUAAAAGUAAUCUGACUGUGGAGAGCUGUUCAGCUUUAGCCAGCGUUCUCAAAUUAAAGUCCUGCAGUGUGAGAGAGCUGGACCUGAGCAACAACAGUCUGCAGGAUCCAGGAGUCACUCAGCUUUCUGCUGGACUGAAGACUCCACAGUCUCCACUCAGGACACUGAGACUGUGUAACUGCAGUGUAGCAGCUGAAGGCUGUGCUGCUUUGGCUGCAGCUCUGGAAGAAAAUCCCUCACAGCUCAGAGAGCUGGAUCUGAGCGGGAAUAAAGCAGGAGACUCAGGAAUAAAGCACAUCUCGAACCUCCUACAGAAUUCACACUGCCUCCUGGAAACACUCAAACUUUCAGACUGCAGUAUAACAGAGGAAGGAUACACUGCUCUGGCUGAAGCUCUGAGACUAAACCCAUCAUCACACCUGAGAGAGCUGGAUCUCAGAGGGAACGACCCUGGAGCAUCAGGAGUCCAACAACUUACUGACUGCAAAACUAACAAACUGACACUCAGGUUGUUGAAAAGUGCUGAAGCAGAGGAAGCCUACAACCUUCUUACUCGAAUGUUCAGUAAAAACCCCUUACUGCACACGGAGCUGGAUCUGAGCUCCAGAAAAUUAACAGACGACAGAGUGGAUCAGCUCUCGGCUCUGCUGCAGGAUCCACAUUACAGACUGCAGAAACUUACACUUUCAGACUGCAGUAUAACAGAGGAAGGAUACACUGCUCUGGCUGAAGCUCUGAGACUAAACCCAUCAUCACACCUGAUAGAGCUGGAUCUCAGAGGGAACGACCCUGGAGCAUCAGGAGUGAAGCUGCUCACUGAUUUACUCCAGGAUCCAGACUGUAAACUAACAACACUGAGACUGUGUAACUGCAGUGUAGCAGCUGAAGGCUGUGCUGCUUUGGCUGCAGCUCUGGAAGAAAAUCCCUCACAGCUCAGAGAGCUGGAUCUGAGCGGGAAUAAAGCAGGAGACUCAGGAAUAAAGCACAUCUCGAACCUCCUACAGAAUUCACACUGCCUCCUGGAAACACUCAAACUUUCAGACUGCAGUAUAACAGAGGAAGGAUACACUGCUCUGGCUGAAGCUCUGAGACUAAACCCAUCAUCACACCUGAGAGAGCUGGAUCUCAGAGGGAACGACCCUGGAGCAUCAGGAGUCCAACAACUUACUGACUGCAAAACUAACAAACUGACACUCAGGUUGUUGAAAAGUGCUGAAGCAGAGGAAGCCUACAACCUUCUUACUCGAAUGUUCAGUAAAAACCCCUUACUGCACACGGAGCUGGAUCUGAGCUCCAGACAAUUAACAGACGACAGAGUGGAUCAGCUCUCGGCUCUGCUGCAGGAUCCACAUUACAGACUGCAGAAACUUAUGUAA